This is a messenger RNA of Salvia splendens (bonfire salvia), 873 nucleotides long. Its product is annotated as NAD(P)H-quinone oxidoreductase subunit S, chloroplastic. The record is from RefSeq and is a predicted model, not a curated record. Gene Ontology annotation, biological process: photosynthetic electron transport chain. The transcript has a single exon. Lineage: Eukaryota; Viridiplantae; Streptophyta; Magnoliopsida; Lamiales; Lamiaceae. Bases 138 to 770 code for a protein of 210 amino acids.
AAAUAAUAAAAUGUCUUAAAUAUGUGGUAGUAGUAGUUAAGUUUUCGAAAGUGAUGGUGAAGUUGAAUUAAUGAAAGAUGCUAUAAAGUAACUCAUCUCAUUUGUGGCCAAAAUUUCAUCUUCCACUUCCACACAACAUGGCUGCUUCAUUCCAUCUCCAAACCCUCCACAAAUCCCCAUUCCUCCAAAAACCAUCUCCCAAACGAAUCACCACCGCCAAAUUCAACCUCUACGAAAUCCUCGGCGGCCGCGGCCUCUGCAACGGCGAGCAAGGCCUCCAGCAAGAACUCAAAAAAAACAUCUCACCCACCCCCCCUCCACCGCCAUCUCCGCCGCCGUCGUCAGAGGCGGAAUCCCCACAAGUAUCGGAAGAGGGCUUCGAGAAGGAGCUCCUAGGGCUCACCGGCGGAUUCCCCGGCGGCGAAAAGGGGCUGAAGAAAUUCAUCCAAGACAAUCCGCCUCCGCCAAAGGAGGAAAUCACCUCCGAAUUCGAUCCGAAGAAGGCGAAGGCGAAGGCGAAGGCGAAGGCGCCGGAGCUGCCGCUGCUACUGCCGGGGAUGAUUGCGAUCGUGAAGAGCCCCAGGAAUCCGUUUCAUAUGUAUUGUGGGAUUGUGCAGAGGAUCAGCGAUGGGAAGGCGGGGGUGUUGUUUGAAGGGGGGAAUUGGGAUAAGCUCGUCACCUUCCGCCUUGAUGAGCUCGAGCGCAGAGAUAAGGGCCCGCCUAUGGUUAAUCCCAGAUCCGCCAUUCUCGAGCUUGAAGAAUCUACUUGAUCAUCAUUCUCUUUUGUUUUUAGUUUUACUCCUCUGUAAAAAAAAAUUAAAGAUUUAAGCCAUGUUUUGACUAAACGUUAAUUGUUCAUUGUCAUUUUACUCA